This is a messenger RNA of Durusdinium trenchii, 3360 nucleotides long. The record is from the annotation of a GenBank genome assembly. Lineage: Eukaryota; Dinophyceae; Suessiales; Symbiodiniaceae.
AUGAGGGCAAGCUGCAGCCAGUCACCGAAGAACUGCAGAGGCUGUUCCGAGACUGUUUCCGCAGGAAGAGAUCGGCGAAGAGACUUCCUGGAUUCAUUUGGGCCCUGCCACUGGGUGGCCUCGUGGAUUUGUUGGGACUUUGUGGUGACCCCCGAGAUCUUGUGCCACACCAUGCAAGAAGCCAGCAAAAGGGAGAUGGGACGCCAUCAGCUGGGCCUGGGAUGGCUCUUGGCACGCAGCUUCAACUUGGGCAAGGGAGGAACAGCACGUGCUCAAAUGCAGCUGGAUGCAUUGUGGCGCUUGGUCAUGGAAGACCUGGAUAGGGCGGAGCCGGCGGCCAGCGAAUUUCGAAGGUGGCGGAGGUUCUGCUAUGUCCUCGGGAUGUUGCUCCUGAUGAUCACUUUGCCGAUCUCCUUGCCAGUCUCCAUUGUUCACACCAGCUCAUGGGUCAACCAGAAGCUCGUACACCUCAUGCUGCUGAUCUUCUGGGCAUGUCACGUGACGGGUGAUACGCGAGAGGUCCUGGCACCCACCUGGGAGAAGAUCGCUGAAGACUUGAAAGGUACUCCUUCUCUGGCCGCCGUAGCCGGGCGUGCUCAGACGAUUUUCAAUCCUGGGAUCUUGUGUGCGAGUCUGACUCUGCCAACAGUGGACGUCACCACGCAAAUGACCCCUCGCGGUCUCUACACUGCCCCAGGCUAUGAAACCUUAGUCGAAUGGGCGCGCGAAGGCCGUCGCCGUGGUUACUCGACGAUUUGCAUUCGCAAUCAGCUGACGGGGAAGGAGGUGGACGUGACCUUCACGGAGCAACCACUGGGCUUCAAAUUGGUGAAGACCCAGGUUCCCCUGACCGUCUCAGGGAUCUUGGACGCUUGGAGGGCGGUGAACGGCAUGGAUUUGGCCAACAAUGUCGACGACGCCUUGGAUCAGGACGCAGCGGACGCGUUAUCCGGACUGGUGGGAUGGGUGGAAGCUUCAUGUGAGUGGAAGCUGGUGGUGCCAACCAAUGCAGAGGCCGGAGUGGGAGCCUUGUUUGCUGCGAGUUUGGGGGGUCACCACAUGUACAGCUACAAGGAACAGGAGCCAGAUGCCUACCCCUUUGACAAGUCCGAGGGCCAAGUUUUGGUGCGGGGCACCAUGGGAGGCAUGCUGCAGCUCCACCGCCUCAUCUUGUUGAAGCGACGCUGGUUGGAUCAGCGGAACUCCGGUGAAGACCCGGAGAUCGAGGACCGAGCGCCUCAGGAGAUUUCAGUCCGGAAGCCGAAGACGGCGCCGCGCUGGUGUCGACUGGAGGAAGCUGAGGCCCAGGUGCUCCGUUCGCCGGCAUCGGUGCACGCCAGAGGAGAGCAACGCGACGCGGAGGGCGAAACUUCGCUGAACUUGCAGCAGCGGGGGGAUGAACCAGACGACCAGAGCGGAGACUGCAGAGACCACAGUCAUGCGGCGGAGGCGACUUCAGACGCUGAUGUGGAAGAGGCUUCAGAGGCGGACGAGGACGAAGAGGUCUUUGACGCUGAGUCCACCGCUCUGGACCGGAGGUUGAGUGGUGCUGAGCUUCGACUCUUUCGGGAGGAGAGAGGCAUCACGGUGGAAUCUCUCAGAGGAGGCGAUCCUUCUGCGAAAGAGACCCCUCCGGUGCUGGGCUUCGACGCGCUGCACCGCUGCGGCGUCGACGCCGCGCUGGCGUGCCGCGCGCGCGGCUGCGCCGGCGGCCGAGGCGCCACUACGGCGGUUCAGGCUGAGUGCUGGGGCCAACUCUUACGACUACGAUUUGGAGGUGCUGAAUGCCUCCCACCACCGGAGAGCGCCACCGCACUCCUGGCGGCGGCGCCGGCCGCGGCGGCGCAGCUAGCUGCAGCGGAGAGGCAGCCGCUGCCGGAGGAGGACUUGGAGGAUCCGCCCUUGCCCUUCGACAGUGCCUGCAGCCGCUGCGAGGUGCGGGAAGACCGUGAUUUGGUGGCGAUUGCCCCGACGGGCUCGGGGAAGACGUUGGCAUAUUUGCUGCCUUUGCUUGCGGACGGUUUGUGCAAAGCGCUUUGCCCUCCGGCCGUUGGCCUUGACGCCAUCUUCAGACGCUUCCAGGGCCUCUAUCCCAGGUCCUUCGAAGCUGGCCGUGGCAGCAACGACACCAUCAUGGAGCGCCUCUCCAAAGCCUUCGCCGCGCGAAAGACCGCUGAAGUGACCAAGGUCAUUAAACAAGUGGCCAAGAAAGCGGCCGAAGGUGACAAAGACAAGGCAUUGAGGGAAAAGUGGUCGAAGUUGCUGGAAGACUUAGACGCAGAAGGCCGGCUGCGGCCAUCCGGGCUCGUGCUUGCUCCAAGCCGCGAGUUGGCGCAGCAAGUGGGGCAGGUGGCAAGGGACUUGGGCUGCGCAGCAAAAGUGAUUCUGGGCGGCGUGGACCAUGAGAGGCAGCGGGAGCAGCUCAAGAACGAGCGGCCCUCAUUGCUGGUCGCCACGCCCGGCCGGCUCCGUGCGCUGUGUGGUCAACUCUCGGCUUCCGCCGCCGCGCGGGCCCAAAGUGAAGGCCGGCAGGAGAAGCACCCACAGGCUCUACUGUCCUUGGGCGUGGUGCUACGCCUGGUGCUGGACGAGGGGGAUCGACUCAUCGAUGAAGGCUUCGAAGAGGACAUCAUGGCAUUGGCCUCUUGCUGCUAUCGGCGACGCCUCACGCUGCUCUUCUCCGCCACCUGGGGCGCUCAGACGGAGUUGCUGUCCGUUCUGCUUCAAGAUGCCUUGAAGAUCACCGUCGCUGGGAUUCCUCCAGUGAUCUCCCAAGAGGUCGAGCUGAUUGCGAAGGCCUCCCGCUUUCGGCGUUUGAAAGAUCUUCUCCGGGAGUUUGGUGAUGCCAAGGUGGCCAACGGAGCGGUCUUCCGUUCGCCGAGAGGUCGAGAGGUCUUGGUCUUUGUCCUAUUCAAACGAGAGGCGAAGUCCUUGGCCAAGAUGCUGCAGAACGAAGGCAUCCAAUCCUGGCCACUCGAGGGGAACAUGUCCCAGGCCUCUCGCAGCUUUGCGAUGCAGGCUUUCCGGGAGGCGAAGACCAGUGCAGUUCUACCAACCGCCGGACCUGCAGUGCUGGUGGCCACUGAUGUGGCGGCCAGAGGUUUGGACGUGCCGGACAUCUCUCAUGUGGUGAACUACUCGGUGGGUUUGUCGAUCGACGGCUACGUGCACCGAAUCGGCCGCUGUGGCCGCGCGGGGCGUCACGGCACGGCGGUGACCUUUGUCACCGAUGGCGAUGAGAAGUAUGCCGAGCCACUGCUGAAAGUGCUGCAGGAGGCCCGACAGAGCAUCCCGCCAGGCUUGGCUGAAAUGGCCAAGGACGCCCGAGGCUCCCGGAAGCCGAAGCACAAGGCGCCAUGA